UUGAGCCAACUCACCAAAACUUUUGGUACGAAAAAAUAAAAUAGAAAUAAUGUCUUGAUUCUGACUUAUGAUAUUUUGUUGUUGCAUUAUGGUGUUUUUUUGACGGAAACAUGAGCAUCACCAGUGGUAGCAACUCAAUCCUGAAAACGCUGAGGUUGAAGAAUCCCAAGCUUGUACUGUUAGAGUGUUGUUCCAAUGCUAGGGACCUCAAAAUCAUCCAUGCCCACAUGCUAAGAACCCACCUUUUCUUCGACGUGUUUGCAGCCAGUCGCCUCAUUGCUUUCUGCAUAGACUCAACCACCAACUUGCUGCAUUACGCCAUAAGGGUCGCGUCCCAAAUCCAAAAUCCCAAUCUCUUCAUCUACAAUGCACUCAUACGUGGGUGUUCCACAAGUGAAAACCCUGAAAACUCCUUUCACUAUUAUAUCAAAGCUCUACGCUUUGGUCUAUUACCUGAUAAUAUCACCCACCCUUUUUUGGUUAAGGCAUGUGCCCAGCUUGAGAAUGCACCUAUGGGCAUGCAAACACAUGGACAAGCCAUUAAGCAUGGAUUUGAACAAGAUUUUUACGUUCAAAACUCUCUUGUUCAUAUGUAUGCCUCUGUUGGGGACAUAAAUGCUGCGAGGAGUGUUUUUCAGAGGAUGUGUCGGUUUGAUGUGGUGUCAUGGACUUGCAUGAUUGCGGGGUAUCAUCGAUGUGGGGAUGCUAAAUCUGCACGUGAACUGUUUGAUAGAAUGCCGGAGAGGAAUUUGGUGACGUGGAGCACGAUGAUUAGCGGUUAUGCCCGGAACAAUUGUUUUGAGAAAGCAGUUGAGACGUUUGAGGCUCUUCAGGCAGAAGGGGUGGUUGCUAAUGAGACUGUGAUGGUGGGAGUGAUAUCUUCUUGUGCUCAUUUGGGGGCUCUUGCAAUGGGGGAGAAAGCUCACGAGUAUGUGAUGAGGAAUAAGUUGAGUUUGAAUCUGAUUCUUGGGACAGCUGUGGUUGAUAUGUAUGCAAGAUGUGGGAAUGUUGAGAAAGCUGUUAUGGUUUUUGAGCAACUGCCAGAAAAAGAUGUCCUUUGUUGGACAGCUUUGAUUGCUGGAUUGGCCAUGCAUGGUUAUGCAGAGAAAGCACUUUGGUAUUUUUCAGAAAUGGCAAAAAAGGGGUUUGUUCCUAGAGACAUUACGUUUACUGCAGUGUUGACAGCUUGCAGCCAUGCAGGAAUGGUUGAAAGGGGUUUGGAAAUAUUCGAAAGCAUGAAACGUGAUCAUGGGGUGGAGCCGAGACUGGAGCACUAUGGAUGUAUGGUUGAUCUUCUUGGUCGUGCAGGAAAGUUGAGAAAGGCGGAGAAGUUUGUUCUUAAAAUGCCUGUGAAGCCAAAUGCUCCAAUAUGGAGAGCAUUGCUAGGAGCUUGCAGGAUUCACAAGAAUGUGGAAGUUGGGGAAAGGGUGGGGAAGAUUUUGUUAGAGAUGCAACCAGAAUAUAGUGGUCAUUAUGUGCUACUCUCCAACAUAUAUGCUCGUGCAAAUAAGUGGAAAGAUGUUACUGUCAUGAGGCAAAUGAUGAAAGACAAAGGAGUAAGAAAACCACCUGGGUAUAGUCUCAUUGAGAUAGAUGGAAAAGUUCAUGAAUUUACAAUUGGAGAUAAAACACACCCGGAAAUAGAGAAAAUAGAAAGAAUAUGGGAAGAUAUAAUACUCCCAAAAAUAAAACUAGCUGGCUAUGUUGGAAAUACAGCUGAGACAAUGUUUGACAUUGAUGAAGAGGAAAAGGAAGGUGCCCUUCACAGGCAUAGUGAGAAGCUGGCCAUUGCAUAUGGAAUUAUGAAGAUUCGGGCUCCUACACCAAUUCGGAUUGUUAAAAAUUUGCGUGUCUGUGAAGAUUGUCACACAGCUACCAAGUUGAUUUCAAAGGUUUUCGAAGUGGAGUUGAUUGUGAGAGAUCGAAACCGAUUCCAUCAUUUUAAAGAAGGCACGUGUUCUUGUAUGGAUUACUGGUGAAACAACAAUGUGACUAAUACAGAUUAGAGCUAUGUUUAGGAUAUAGGGUAAUUCGGAUAGGAUUGAUCGAUGAUCUCAAUAAUUCAAAUCAAAUGAUUAAGUAUGUUCAAAUUAUUAAAGCUGAAUUAAAACUAAUCCGAUUA
This is a messenger RNA of Glycine soja, 2122 nucleotides long. RefSeq names its product pentatricopeptide repeat-containing protein At5g06540-like. The record is from RefSeq and is a predicted model, not a curated record. Lineage: Eukaryota; Viridiplantae; Streptophyta; Magnoliopsida; Fabales; Fabaceae. The coding region runs from base 111 to 1979 and encodes 622 amino acids. Gene Ontology annotation, biological process: RNA modification. Gene Ontology annotation, molecular function: protein binding; RNA binding; zinc ion binding. The transcript has a single exon.